CCAGCAGCCGCAGGUCCGUCGUCUCGCCGAUGGAGCUCGGCAAUGGCAGCCAAAGACCUACGAAGUAGGCAGCUGCCGCGGGCCCUCUCCCGGUGACGUAUGUGAUCUCUAAAUUCUGCUACGUCCGCCUCUGUGUGACGGGAGCGCGCCCGCCCCGACGAUAGUGAGGGAACCGCGCUCGGGUUGUCCGCAACGUAGGACUAACAGUAGCAGCUUCAUCAUGGCCGGCAGGAGCGUUCGCGUCAUCACGCUGGGCGACCCCAACGACAUGGUCUGCAUGGACGGAGGCGUGCGCGUGAUCGCGGUCGACCCCUCGGCGCAGCAGCCCCAGAUGAUGCCCGCUUCCUGCCAGUCUUCGCUCACCAAGGUCUUCUGCGGCCCCGUGGAGACCAUCGGCAUGCCUGCGUGCCCGAAAAUCAAGGGGUCGCGCCUCGACUGGCGCAUCACGCCCGAGGGAGGCCUCGAGGUCACCGUGGGCAAACCGCUGACCAAGGAAGAGGAAGAGAAGCGGGAGCGAGACCGCUGCAAGGAGUGCCAGGACGACAAUAAAGACAAGGACAAGGACAAGGACAAGGCCGCCGCAAAGCCCGCCGCCGCCUCGGGCUCUGGAACGAAGCUGGCCACUCUGGCCAGCAUGAAGAGCAAGCUUUGCGACCCGCUCUCGCUGCUGGCAAACAAGCGGCUGCCAAUCUGCUUCGAGACGACGCUCGGCCAGGAGACGGCGCCGGGUCUGACGUCGGUCACCGUCAUCAACGAGCAGCCCGGCAAUCCGGUGAUGGUACAGCCACGGCCCGCGCCUGUGCCGUCUAGCAGAGGGUGUGGCCCUCCCGGUGUGCAGGUCAUCUGCAGCAGCGAUGGCUACGGCGGCUACCAACAACCCACUGUCACGACCUGCAGCGGUGGCGGUGGCGGCAGCGGCAACUUCACCGGUGUGCGCAUCCGGGCUGACUCGUCUUCCUCGAUGGGUCGGCGCUGCGAGCAGCUGCUUCCCGAGCCUUGUCCCGCGAUGCAGGCGAUACGCAUCAUGGACGACGGCAUGGCGAACCGUCGCAGCUCGUCCCGCGUGGUACACAUCUUCGAGGACCCGCCCGGACCGUCGCGGUCGACGCGAGGAUCGUCGCGCGAUCGACAGGUCACCGCACGCGUGGUGCACAUCGAGGAAGAGUGUCCCGACUACGGGUGAACUCUCGACGUUUCGCCACCGACUGCCCUUUGCCUCUGACGCCUACAGACAAGGUUUUACCAAGGAGACAAAGGGCUUGGACGCGCUGGCCGGCUGGCGAAUCUUAUUGGGACAGUAGCGAAAUCGUGAGGCUGGCUGUAUUAUCCGGGGCGCAGAUGGCACAUCCUGGAUUAUCUAUAAGCAAGAUUGACGGCCAAGCUGUGGGAAGCUUGUCCGAUACCGUGGCAGCGGUUUCGGCGGGUGACGUCAGGCCCACGUGCGGACACGUCGAAAUUCUUCUCUGCCUCCAAAAGCAAGAUCUAGACAUUCAUAGCUGAUAGAAAGCGGGAGACGGGACGCUGUGGUCUGGAAGGCUUAGCUGUGUCGGUGAUGCGUCCUUCAGGAACUGUUACAAAAGCGUUGGGUUAGCUUAUGUGCCACGUCACUGUAUUCUCGCUGAAGCGCUUGCAAGAAAAACGCUAACGCCAUUGUCGGCAACGAAUAGGCGCUUGAAGUCGAAGCCGCGCACAGCUGCGAGCUAAUGGACAAAUUGUCAUGAGGGCUCCCAGGAGGGCGACAUGAUGGUAAUAAUAAUAAAAAAAAAACAUUGGGCAUGAGAAA
Messenger RNA from Dermacentor silvarum, 1783 nucleotides. RefSeq lists its product as uncharacterized. The coding region runs from base 221 to 1183 and encodes 320 amino acids. The transcript is spliced from 2 exons. The record is from RefSeq and is a predicted model, not a curated record. Lineage: Eukaryota; Metazoa; Arthropoda; Arachnida; Ixodida; Ixodidae.